Molecule: messenger RNA, 4061 nt
Organism: Asparagus officinalis (garden asparagus)
Lineage: Eukaryota; Viridiplantae; Streptophyta; Magnoliopsida; Asparagales; Asparagaceae
Product: myosin-2 heavy chain-like
Exons: 8
Coding region: 150-3767 (1205 amino acids)
Source: RefSeq, a predicted model, not a curated record
CAUGAUCAUAAGUAUCAAAUACUAUCUCAACACUUUCGUUCUGUCUCUAUUUCAAAUCUCUUGCUCCCUGAUCUGAACGAAGAAAGGAAAAAAAAGGAGCGAUCUUUUCUCGAUCUAAACAAUUGGGUUCAUUUUUGAGGUUUGAUCCAAUGACGGCUGAGACCGGAGAGCGCAACGGUAAGAUCAAUGGAUCGACGGUUGAUUCCGAGGCGAAGAGAGAUAUGAAGGAUGAGGGCAAUGGAGGGGAGGUCGGUGGAUCUUUUGUGAUUGUGAACGGAGAUUCCAGCGACCACUCCGAUAGAGAUCUCGACGCCGAGGGAAAGAAGUUGGAUCCGAAGUCGAAGGAGGAAAGUAGGGCAAACGAGGAGGAUUUAGUCAAUGGUGAUGAAAAAUUGAGUGAAGAGAACGGAUCAGGAUCUGAUAUCAAAGUAGAAGAAGGUAGGGAAAUAGAAACGGAAGAAAAAUUGGAUUUUGAUGCGCAAUUAGCGCCGGAGGAGGUCGAGGGCGAUAAUGUGAAGGAGUUAGAGAUUGGAAAGGAAGAAACUUUGGAAGCUGUAACCGGAGAAGAAGAAAAUUCCGACGCCCAGUUAGAGGGAGUGGAAGUCGAGGGUGAUGAUAUUAAGGAACAAGAGAUUGGAAAGGAGGAAACUUUGGUAUUUGGUUCUGGGUCAGAGGUCAAAAUUGUGCAUGAGGAGGAGGAAAAAGAUGCAAAUGAUGAGACUGUGGUUCAAAAGGAUUUAGGAUCAAUAGUAGAGCCCGAAACUGUUAUAACAGAGACCGGUCGCUUAGAGGAAUCAACGUCAGCUUCUCCAGUGGAAGAAGAGGAGAAGCCCGUGUCUGACGAAGAUGUUGAAGAAGGGCAGAAGACUGUGCACAUGGUUGGAGAAACUGAAAAUUCAGCAGAAAUAGAUUCUGCUGUUGAAGCUGAGCCAAAACCGGGGACUCCCACUGUCGUUGAGGAGACUGACAAUUCAGUAGAAGUAGAACCAGAACAGGAACCGGACAUUGUGGUUGAAGACACCGAGAAUUCAGUAGAAGUAGAACAGGAAAAGGAGCCCGGCGUUGUGGUUGAAGAGGCUGAAAAAUUAGCGGCACCAGAAUCAGCUGUUAUUGAAGUGGAACUGGAUAAGGAGCCAAACACAGGGGUUGAAGACAGUGAAACUGUAGCAGAUUUAGGAUCGGCUGUUGAAGUUGAACUGAAGCAGGGUAUGGGUAUGGUGGUUGAAGAGAUGGACAAAUCUGAAGUAGAAAAGAAGGACGAUAAUGUUGUGGUUGAAGAGAACAAUAGCCAAGAUGAAACUGGAUCAGCUGUUGAAGUGGAACCUGCACAGGAGCCUGAGACCGUGCCAGAAGCGGCUGAUAAAGUUGAAGCAGAAGAAGAGACAAAGGAGCCCGAGGAAGUGGUUGCAGUAAGUCCAUCAUAUAAGCAUAUUCUUCUUAGGGUAUCACCGAUACAAAAUGCUGAUGUCAACGCACCUAGAAAUGAAUCUUCAGGUCAGGUUGACGCAGAAACCAGCGGCGUGAAGGAUGAGUUAAAUGAUGAAACUAGAAAUAUUAAUUUAGAGGGGUCUGACAUCCUCCAUGUUGCUCAGAAUGAACUGGUUGAAGAAGUUAGUAGUUCCAAUGAUGAUGUGCAGCUGGAAGUUAGCUACGGAGACAUUGUUCCAUCAGAAUCCACAAUUGAUACUUCCAGUGAAGUUAUCGAGCCUCGCUCAUCUGGUUCUGUACCUUCUGCAGAUCGAGAUGUACAAGCUGAAGAACUUUGUCCCAACAAAGAUACGGAGGCAGAAACAAAGGAUUCCAUUACAGAUGUUGAAACAAAUGAAGAUGUAGCCGCUGAAAGACUGAAAGUAGAAUCUGAGAGUGUACCUGAAUCUGAUGAAGGUAGUGAAUCUGUGGUCAGUACUAUUGAAGGGGACCAAUCAACAAGUAAGGAUGAUGAAGAAGAACCUAGCCAUGAGCAAUCUCAAGUUGCCGAAACGAUUCAAGCUCCUCCUGAGACCCGUGUUGUGAAACGACAUCGAGUCUAUAUGAUUAAAGUCCCUAGGUUCAUUGAUGAUGAACUCCAGAAGAAAAUUUUGGAUGCUAGCAAAAUAGUAGAAGAGAAAACCAACAUCAGAGAUUCCAUUGGCAAAGAUAUUCAAAAGAAAAUGGGUGAUGUGCGAAAAAGCUCAUUAAAUUACCAUGCUGUACUGGCUGAAGAGAAGAGCGUACGAGGCUCAAUAAAUGCCAUACGCCAAAAAAUGGAGAGAGUUCAGGAGUCAAUCAACAGGAUAAAUAAUGCAAAUUCAAUAGCGGACCUUGAUGAAAAGAUACGUCAAAUGGUCCAUAGGCAGCAGCAUGAGACCAUGUCAUUGAAACAAGAAAAGCAAUAUAUAAGUGACAUAAAACAGAUGAAGCGCCUUCGCGAACAACUUUCUUUAAGAAAGGCCCCGCAGGAACAAAUUGAGGAGGCACUCAACCAAAGAGAUGAGAUUGAAACACAAUUUAAGGAUUUGAAGAAACAAUUAGAUUCACAAAGGGCUGCUUUAUUGUCAGCUGAAAGCAAAACAAAAUCUGCACGAAAAGAAUAUGGGGAUGAAGAUCAAUGCUUAAAGAAGUUGAAGGAAAAGUAUAAUGUAGCUGAUGGGGUUAGGCAAGAAGCAUAUCUAGAAUUGAGAAAACUCAGAAACCAAGCCACUGAGAAGGCCAGACAUUUUAAAAUGUUCAAGGCUGACGAGUUGGCUGCAAAAAACUACAUGUUUUCUGGAGAUAACCAGGGGCUCCGGUCUCAUUGCAACAAACAGGUGGAAAACAUUAUGAACCUCUGGAACAAUAAUGUUGAAUUCCGAGAACAAUAUGUGAAAUCCAACUUCAACAGUACAGUGAGGAGAUUGGAAACUGCAGAUGGAAGAGCACUUGGCCCUGGUGAAAAGGCACCCAUCCUUCAAUCUUAUGCAGAUAAAAGAUCAAAUAUCGUUUCCGCGCCUUCAUCAAGUAUAGAAACUUCUGCUCCUGUUUCAGAGUCAGAAGUUAGACAAGGAAACUUGACUGAACCUUCAGCAAUCAAACAAGCGCUGAGAAAAGAUCUGUCAACUAAGUCUAUAUCUUCUACUAAGUCAGAAGGCAGUGUGCCAACAGUCUCUAGCAGUGAAGAAUCGAAGGAAGAAGAGAAAAAUAAUAAGCUGACAAAAGAGGAAGAGGAGUUAGCAAGAAAAGCAGAGGAGUUGGCUAGAAAAGAAGCGGAAUUGAGAAAGGAGAAGGCUGCAAAGGAAGAGGAACUGAGAAAACAGAAGGCUCUUGCUGAGAAGAAAGAACAGUUAAAACUAGAACAGAAAGCCAAAGCCAAGGAGGCUGAGGAAAGAAAGAGGCGGAAAGCUGAGAAGGCACAGGCAAAAGCUGAAUACAGAGCAAAAAAGGAAGCCGAGCUCAAAGAACAGAAAAAAGCGAAGAAGAACAAAAAAUCGAGCACUACAGACACAACCAAUGUAAUCACUGAAAGGGAAACUACUCCCGAUCCUGAAACAACUACUACAUCAGAAAACUUUCAAGAACCUGAAUCCUCUUCUGUUGCUGCUUCAAGAAAGAGAUCUUCCAAGCCAGUUUCAUCGACGAGGCAAUUUAACAAAGUGCAAGCUCCAGUUCCUUUGCCUCUUCGCAACAGAAGCAAGAGAAAGAUGAAGACAUGGAUGUGGGUAUCACUCGCUGUUCUCCUUGUGCUCGCCCUCUUCGUCGCUGGAAAUUAUAUCUCCUUUUCUACGUCUAGCCUACCAAGCUUCAAUAUCUAAUCGUAUACAUAUAUUUAAUCGACAUAUGUUAGAUGUUUGGUCUAUAGCGGAUAGGAGAUUAGUGUCAUUUUUUUGAGGAUUGCUCUUUAGGUAUUAUCUCCUAUAUUUGGUUUGUUCUUCAUUUCUAUAGUAUGCUCCUCGUGGUUUGAAAUUACAUUUCAGAGGCAUAUUUAUACCAUUAUGAUUUUAUUUAUACCAGCUUAUUAAAUUGGUUGCUUAUGAGUGUAAUAACGUUAAUGGGAGGGUUUUGUUCCCAUUUGCUCUUGUGGUUAAUAAUGGUGGUUUGCGUUGUUA